AUGGCAUUUUUUCAAUUAGUUUUAAAAGCUAGAAAACUCGAGAAAACUAGGUUGAGGUACGAAGAUGAGAAAUUGAGAUCGAUUGAGAUCUCCGAGGGUGUCAAGCCACGUCUGACUUUGAAGCAGCGUCUCCGACGAAGGAGAUUAAAAUAUUUUGAUAGCUACAAAACGAGGUUUAAGCAUUUUUGGGACCCAAUAACGUCCCGCGUAAAACGUACGUGGAUUUACAAAAAGGCGAGACUUCUUCGCAUGGAUGGCUCGUUCGAGAAUUACAUCUUCAAGAGCAUGUUUGGAUUCUUGAGUGGCAUAUUUCUCACGUACAUAUUCUUUGCAUUCUUCGUGAUUCAGUUGAGCUUUAGCCUCUCUUCCGCCACGAUGCUGUGUUUGGUUCUCGGAAUAAUUCUCACUCUCGGUUUGGCGUUUUCUCCACGUAUAAGGUGUAUUGUAUUUCUGUUAAUGCCGCAGUUCUUUUCUAAACGCGGCAGACAAGCCUUGAUGGCCUAUGCCUUUAUUCUGACACUUACCGGACCGGCAAAAAAUGUCUUGCACAAUAUCAGUGUCCUUUCGGAGUCUUUAGCCUGUGGACAGGAGCAAUUGAAGCAAGCUGUGAAAAGCGUAGUUGACUUAAUAAAAGAACCCUUCUACGCUCUGAGGGACGCGAUAUCGAAAGUAAUAAAGACGGUGAAGGUGGUCGUGAAGAAGAUUAAGCGGACUCUCGUGGCUAUCAAGCGACUCGUGCUUAGUAUCCUGAGAGUGAUCACAUCGGUUUUUCAAUGGCUCGGUAACAUCGUGAAUAUCUGCAACAAGAAGCUGGGCACGCCGUUCGACAGGUGUCAGAAGGUCUUCGAUGGCGCGGUAGCUGAAUGCAAGGCGCAGCUUGGUCCCCUUUUCGCAGGGAUUUGCAAUGUGACGUACGUCGCCGGCGCCUUGUGUUACGCAGUGAAACCUCUAGACUUCAUCUGCAUGCUAGUGUCUUAUGUUGCCGAUGUUAUAGUUGACGCCGUACGGAAGAAAAUCAAAAGGUUCACUCGCCACGUGAAAGCAAUGUUCUACGUUAAAAUAAAAUUCUCGCAUUCUUUCCAUUUUGAGACGAACCAAAGUAAAAGCAUCGAAGACGUAUCGAAAAGUAUAAUUACCGAGGUACGGUCGAGGACCGAUAGAUUUCUAUCUAUUUUCGAUUGGAUGAGUUUUAUGAGCGCUUUCUUCAUUUUCUUUAUGCUUCUAAGGAUCUUGCGUUAUCGGCACAAAUGGCUGACGAGCGAACGCUUCGAUAAUCGAUAUUUAACUGAUGAUCUGCGCACUAUUGAUCUCAUAAGAACACGUCAGGAUAAGGAAACCAUUAUGCCGUUGAACCGCCACGAAAGAAAUCGAUACAUCCCCCUGACGUCUAUCACCCUGAUCAAGGUGGAAAAAAUAAAGCUCGCAAAAUCCAUCGUUUUUCUGUUCUUAACAACAUUCAAAAUCUGCAUCCAUAUCAUGGCAGAUUACAGCCUUUACUGGGUUCUUAACACUAUUAGAUACCACGGACGGAUUGAAACAAAGGUCCAACGACCCAAUUUCGUGGGCGUCUAUGUGUCUGGUGACGGCUAUCUCGCCGACCUUUAUCGAAGCAUAGUGAAAGCCUUCACGCCGCACGCGAAGGAUAUGGAGAUCGAUGUUGUACCCUGCCUCCCGGAUCCCAUCCCUCCGGAUCUAGAUCGGUACACGCAGAUUGCGACACUGAUCGCCUUCUGCUGGAUCAUGGCGUUUCUCGAACCGUACGGUUUGCGGCUGCGGCAUAUUGUGAUGUGCAAAUAUUAUCCAGAAAGAGCCAAGCAAAGAGCCGCUUGGCUGUACAAUCACAUAAUUAGAUCGAGGGGAAGUUUUCUGAAAUUCGCACGGCGCCAGUUGCGCCGCAAGUUCGGCAUGAGGGCCGAGGGCGAGACGAUCGAGAGAGUCACGUUCAGAGAGCGAUGCCUGGCGAUCUGCCCUUUCCUGAACAAAUUGUUCCCUCGCAAGCAGAACGUGUGUCUCCUGUGCGGCGCCGUGGAACGUUCCGAUCAGGAACCGCACAUUAAAUGCGCCACGCCAGGCUGCGUCGGGUUAUUCUGCAUCCAAUGCUACGCGGACUUACAAAAUCUCUGCACGAUCUGUCGAUCGCCCAUCGAGUACGGCGAUUUGUCGGACAUUAGCGAGGAGAAAGAUUCAUCGGAUGAUCAACUGAUCGCAAGAAAGGAACCUGUACCAGUAAGCAUUUGUGUCGACAAAAGAGAAGAACUGAUUGAGGAAGAAAAACCUAAAGAAGUAAAAGUAAAAGAACAAGUGAAAGAAAUACCGGAGAAAAUAAUACCGGAAGAGAGAAUAGAGGAAGAAAUAAUACCGGAGGAAAAAAUACCAGAAAGAAUAUUCGUAGAAAGAAAAGAGGAAAGAAUUGAAAGAAUGGUGGAAAAGAAAGAUGAGGCAGUUCAAACGGACGACGAUAUCGGUGAAAGUAGUUCUGACUCGGUUUACAGUUAUUGUAUGUACAUCAUCUUUCUGCAUUUCCCACUAUAUUUCUACUACAAACGCAUGCAUGGAAAAAGAGCUUAAUAACAAUAAAUCAAAUUUAAGUGAUUGUUAGUAAACCUUGGUGAAAU
This is a messenger RNA of Solenopsis invicta (red fire ant), 2615 nucleotides long. Its product is annotated as DC-STAMP domain-containing protein 2. Gene Ontology annotation, cellular component: membrane. The transcript has 10 exons. The record is from RefSeq and is a predicted model, not a curated record. Bases 1 to 2568 code for a protein of 855 amino acids. NCBI's taxonomy places the organism in Eukaryota, Metazoa, Arthropoda, Insecta, Hymenoptera, Formicidae.